Messenger RNA from Botrytis porri, 546 nucleotides. RefSeq lists its product as uncharacterized. NCBI's taxonomy places the organism in Eukaryota, Fungi, Ascomycota, Leotiomycetes, Helotiales, Sclerotiniaceae. The record is from RefSeq and is a predicted model, not a curated record. The coding region runs from base 1 to 546 and encodes 181 amino acids. The transcript has 2 exons.
AUGCAGAGCAACCAAGGAAUGAUGAGGCUUCCAUAUGAAAGCAUAUACGAUGAGAUUCUAGCCAAAGCAACAAGCUCACAGUACGGCUGCACAGAUGAAGAAGUCAACAACGUCUUGCAAGAGAUGCAGGAAAGAUAUCAGGAAAGAUAUCCUGGGGAAAGCUACGAUCCAUAUUUUUGUGAUGUCGCAUGCCCCAAUCAACCAUGGUUGGUCGAAAGUUGGGCUUGGAUAUAUUUAUUUCCUGGAGAACCUCGACCUUGGCGCUUGUCAAACCACACAGAAGAAGAGUUAGGAUACUAUACGGUGCUAUAUAGACAUGCGGUACACUUAUUCCGAGCCACGAGCAAAGAAGCACAAGGUGCCUGCCGUGUAGGAGAUUUCGCUUCCGUAGCAGCUCAGCAGUGGGAUAGCGAGCCGGUUGUCAAAGAUGGAUCUGAAAUGGAUGCCGAGUCGACACUAGCUGCGAAUGAUGAUAUUCCAAGAAAACGGUCCAUGCCAACUAAUGAGGAAGCACGAAAAAAGGUCAAGACGACGAAGGAUAUGUAG